Molecule: messenger RNA, 1600 nt
Organism: Phyllostomus discolor (pale spear-nosed bat)
Lineage: Eukaryota; Metazoa; Chordata; Mammalia; Chiroptera; Phyllostomidae
Product: arpin
Exons: 6
Coding region: 133-813 (226 amino acids)
Biological process (GO): negative regulation of actin nucleation
Source: RefSeq, a predicted model, not a curated record
CGCCCAGGAACUCCGGGGCCACCGCGCCCUUCCCGGAUCUGCAGCCGGAUUCCCGGUCUCAGCGGUGGUGGCGCGUCUCCCCAGCGCGUCCCCUCGCGGUGUCCCGGGUCCCCGCACAGCGGCCUGCGGAGAAUGAGCCGCAUCUACCAGGACAGCGCGCUCCGGAACAAGGCGGUGCGGAGCGCACGGCUGAGCACGGCCUGGGAGCCCGCCGCCCACCAGGGGGGCAAUGGCGUCCUGCUGGAGGGGGAACUGGUGGACGUGUCUCGGCACAGCAUCUUGGACGCCAAUGGCAGGAAGGAGCGCUACUACGUGCUGUACGUCCAGCCGAGUCUCAUCCAUCGCCGCAAGUUUGACCCCAAGGGGAACGAAAUCGAGCCCAACUUCAGUGCCACCAGGAAGGUGAACACGGGCUUCCUCAUGUCCUCCUACAGGGUGGACGCCAAGGGGGAGACGGACAGACUCACGCCCGAGGCCCUGAAGGAGCUGGUGGACAAGCCCGAGCUGCUGGCCCUGACCGAGAGCCUCGCGCCCGCGCACACUGUGGCCUUCUGGAUGCCCGAGUCGGAGAUGGAGGCGCUGGAGCUGGAGCUGGGGGCCGGCGUGCGGCUGAAAACGCGGGGCGACGGCCCGUUCCUGGAUUCGUUAGCCAAACUCGAGGCCGGAACAGUGACCAAGUGUAACUUCGCCGGUGACAGACAGACAGGGGCGUCCUGGACGGACAACAUCAUGGCCCGGAAGUCUUCCCAGGCGUCCGCGGCGGAGACCCGCGAGCAGGGGGACGGGGCCGAGGACGCGGAGUGGGACGACUGAGGCUUCUGGGAGAUGCGGCAUCCCUGAGGCGCAACGGUGCUGCUGAGAAUGUCCUCCACCAACCUCCAGUCUAGAGCUCGAGGGGGCAGCCCCCUCGGCCUUGCCUGGUUCCUCCCCCCACGCCGGCACCCUGGAGCACGCUCUGAACCAGCCCUGCUGAGAUCAGACCCGCGGUGUUGGCCGCGGGGCGCGAUGCUGCGGCUCACAGAGGGUUCCUCCCCUGAAUGUGAGUUUGGCCUGCCUAGAUAUUUUCCUGACCGCAGCCUCCUCGUUCCUGGAGGCAGGUGGUGGGUGAGGGCCCCAGGGCACUCAGAGGGACUGGGCUGGGUCUCUGUACCAGACUGGGGGACGUCCCUCACCCAUGUGCAGAGUGGCCCCGAGGGGAAGCUAGCGGCCUCCUUCCUGUCCUCGGGUCUCCGCUUCCCUUGCCCACCCAGCCCUGCCCUGGUGCUCCAUGCUGCGGUCUCUGCUGCCCUGCGCAGUCCUCCUGGUCCCCGGUGCCCUUUUCUCUCCCUGAAGCUGCCGCCUCUGGCUCUCCACCGCCUGGGGGGCUCCUGCCACCGGACCUCUCUGGCUGCCGUCCCCGUGAUGCUGUGCUCAGGUGCGGCUGGCUGGUCCCCAUCUCUCGGACGCACUUGCGUUCAGCCAGGCCUCAUGUUUGAUAAUGCCUUUUUCUUGUUGUUUUGUACCUUGAGACGUUUUUCGUAAAUGAGUAAAGCUUCAGAAAAGGACCCCUCUACAUGCACUGGGUUAUUGUCAACAUAAACAGUCUUCCGGCCAAGCAAGA